AUGCCACCCCAGAAGCCUGGUGCCCCGGACUGCAGUUUUGAACCGCCGCGUUCUCUCAUUGAGAACCUUCCAGCGACGUGGAGCAGAGCAACCAGAGUAGGAGCCGGGCUUCGCAACAUGGGCAACACCUGUUACGUGAACGCGGCUCUGCAGUGUCUGACCCACACACCGCCCCUGGCAGAAUACAUGCUGUCCCGAGAACACUCAGCAACGUGUAGGCAACACGCCUACUGUGUGCUCUGCACCGUGCAGGCUCACAUCACCCAAGCCCUGUGCCAUCCCGGACACGUCUUGGAACCCUCGCCAGCACUGGCUAGAGGCUUCCAUAGACAGCAGCAGGAAGACGCCCAUGAAUUUCUGAUGUUCACUCUGGAUGGCAUGCAGAAAGCCAGCCUGCCAGGGAACAAGCAUUCCUCAAGCCUCUCUGAGGACAACGGCCCGAUUCGUCAAAUCUUUGGUGGUUACUGGAGAUCUCGAGUCAAGUGUCUUCAGUGCCAGGCUGUGUCAGACACCUUCGACCCUUACCUGGACAUUACCUUGGAUAUCCAGGCAGCUGAGAGCGUGAAGGAAGCUUUGCAACAGUUAAGCAAGACCGAAGAACUAGCUGGUGAGAACUGCUAUUACUGCAACGUUUGUCAGAGGAAGGUACCUGCCUCCAAGACUCUGAACAUGCACACUUCCCCUGAGGUCCUCAUGCUGGUUCUGAAAAGGUUCUCAGGCAUGCCAGGCCACAAAGCGGCUAACUACGUGCAUUAUGAGGAGUGUCUGGACUUGGGUGGAUGCCUGUCUGAAGAGAAUGGAAGAGUGGCCCCUUACAGACUCUAUGCAGUGCUGGUCCACUCCGGCCCGACUUGCCACUCUGGGCAUUACCUCUGCUACGUGCGGGCCGCCAAUGGUGAGUGGUACCAAAUGGAUGAUGCCAAGGUAUCUGCCUGUCAUGCGACUUUGGUCCUCAAACAACAAGCCUACAUCCUGUUUUACAUCCAUCAGAGUCAGUCGACAGGCGAGGCUGGCAGUGUGCCGCAAGCCAGCAGAUCAACGGGAUGCCGAAUUGAGGAUUCGGAAACGAGCCUCAUCUCACACACGGAUGGAGCAAAUGCCACCAGACACGGUCCACCAUCACAUGAGAAACACCCGGAUGAAUCCUCUUCUAAGCAAAUGACCUUGGAGGAGUGGAAAAGCCUCCAAGCCCGAGAGAGUGUGAAGCCUGAAUUCAAGCUCAGGGAAAUCGACACGGGCCUCCCCUCAAAUGCAGUGGUAAUUCACAAGUCAAAAGCCAGCCUUGGGCCUGGAAAGGACUGGCAGGAAGAGGAUGCCCGCACACCUGAUAUCAUGGACAGAUACAUCCCUGGAAUGGUGCUGCCUGGAAACAUUGGCUAUGGAUUCUGUGGGGGCGGCAUCUCCAGAGAGAGCAACAAGAAGAAGAAGAAGAAGAAGAAAGGAAAGGGUCCCAGACCACUGGAGGGAUUCUAG
Molecule: messenger RNA, 1473 nt
Organism: Chrysochloris asiatica (Cape golden mole)
Lineage: Eukaryota; Metazoa; Chordata; Mammalia; Afrosoricida; Chrysochloridae
Product: ubiquitin carboxyl-terminal hydrolase 17-like protein 17-like
Exons: 1
Coding region: 1-1473 (490 amino acids)
Biological process (GO): protein deubiquitination; regulation of apoptotic process
Cellular component (GO): cytosol; nucleus
Molecular function (GO): cysteine-type deubiquitinase activity; cysteine-type endopeptidase activity
Source: RefSeq, a predicted model, not a curated record